Messenger RNA from Lathyrus oleraceus (garden pea), 1017 nucleotides. RefSeq lists its product as uncharacterized. The transcript has a single exon. Lineage: Eukaryota; Viridiplantae; Streptophyta; Magnoliopsida; Fabales; Fabaceae. The record is from RefSeq and is a predicted model, not a curated record. Gene Ontology annotation, molecular function: nucleic acid binding; zinc ion binding. Bases 1 to 1017 code for a protein of 338 amino acids.
AUGGAAAGAGUGUUCCCAGCUAGUGUAGGGGUGCAAAGACAAUGUAGUGUGGCUGAGAAUAAUUUGAGAAGGGUUCAAGGAGAGGUUGAUCAAUAUGGAGUUGGCCAAAUGAACCAGGGAGGAUCAAGUCAUCAGUUUAGGCCUAGACCUCGAACCUUCAAAAGAAGGCAAGUGCAACAUGCAAGACCUAACCAUCCUCCGCAAUGUCAAGUAUGUAAGAAGUUCCAUUUCGGAAGAUGUACCGCUGGUGUAAUUAGGUGUUUUAAGUGUCAAGGAGAAAGUCACAUGUCUAGGGAAUGUCCUCAGAAUAGGAACCAGAUGCAGGGGAGGAGCGUCGGUCGAGUUUAUACUUUGGAUGCAAGGAAGGCUAAGAGCAACAAUGCCUUAAUUGCUGGUAUGUGUUUCAUCAAUAAUCAUCCUUGUUUUAUAUUGUUUGAUUGUGGGGCGACACACUCUUUUGUAUCAAUUUGGUGCAUGAAGCGUCUUGGCUUGCAAGCAAUUCCCUUGUCUCCUCCUAUGGUGGUUACUACCGCAAUGGAUCAUGUGGUUGAGACACCGUUGAUUUGUAAAAGUUGUUCGCUCUCGGUGAAUGGUAGAAUUUUCCAGAUUGAUCUUAUUUGUUUACCACUUAAGAAGGUUGAUGUGGUUUUGGGGAUGGAUUGGCUUUCCGCCAACUCGGUGUUUAUUGGUUGUGAAGAGAAGUUGAUUAUCAUUCCAUCUAGUGAAGCUACUCCAAAGGAUGUACUAACUACUAUCUUGGAAGGUACAGUUGACAUGGUUAAUUUAUUAUUUGAGAAUGAAAAGUCAGUUCUCUUGGUUCCUACCAAGGAGCCUAGCGAUAAUCUGAGUGUUACACAAAUCCCUGUUGUUUGUGAAUUUUUGGAAGUUUUUCCUGAGGAUGUCACCUCUCUUCCUCCUGAAAGGGAAGUGGAAUUCUCUAUUGAUCUGAUACUUGGGACAACUCCAAUCUCCGUCUCUCCAUAUCGCAUGGCGCCACUAGAGUUGAGAGAGUGUUAG